AUGGAGGUGGAAGCUUCUGACGAGGACUUCUGGGAGCGGGUCUCCUCCGCUGAGCCGUCGCAGGGGCCGACCCCUUUACACACCCCGCGCUCGCCCUCAGAGCUGCCACAGUCGCCGCAUGGAGUUUUCCUCUCGCAACCGGCUUCAAUUGAUGAGCCUCUGCUUCUGCUGGACGAAGAUCGGGUGCAGGAGCGGCAUGAAGCGGAGAGAGUAGCCCUUCAUGAGGAGCUCGAGGAAGCAAGGCGGACUGGAAAGGCGGACCGGGCAGCAGCGGAGGCCAUGUCGGACAAGGUGGAGGAACUUCAGCGAGAACGUGAAGACACCUGUCGGGAGAAACACAGGCUUGAGAAGGAGAACGAGGUCCUUCGUCUCCAGCUGCAAGACCACCAUGGCAUUAUGGCAGCAGAAUGGGGGCAGACGCUGCAGUUCCAAGAGAGGCUUCGUCAGGAAGAAGCAGAAGUCGAGCGGUUGGCCUUCGAGGUUGCCGAGCUCCGAGCUGCGCUUGUGCUGCGCGAUGAGGAGCUGGGCCACCUCCGCCGG
Molecule: messenger RNA, 540 nt
Organism: Symbiodinium necroappetens
Lineage: Eukaryota; Dinophyceae; Suessiales; Symbiodiniaceae
Source: the annotation of a GenBank genome assembly